Messenger RNA from Ostrinia furnacalis (Asian corn borer), 1695 nucleotides. RefSeq names its product endoplasmic reticulum lectin 1. The record is from RefSeq and is a predicted model, not a curated record. Gene Ontology annotation, cellular component: endoplasmic reticulum lumen. Lineage: Eukaryota; Metazoa; Arthropoda; Insecta; Lepidoptera; Crambidae. The transcript is spliced from 9 exons. Gene Ontology annotation, biological process: retrograde protein transport, ER to cytosol; ERAD pathway; endoplasmic reticulum unfolded protein response. The coding region runs from base 84 to 1658 and encodes 524 amino acids.
CUAUGAAUCUUAUUUUAACAUUAUAAAGAUUGUUAAUAUUCUUGUUAAAACAUCUGUGUAUUGUAUUUAGUAUAUGAUCAACUAUGCGGUGCCUAUAUUUGCUGAGUGUUUGUGCUUUCGGGUUUGCUUUGUGUAUCGAAAAUGACUUCAAGGGGUUCGAUGAUACCAUUUUAUUUGGGAUUAAUUGGCCCGGUGCACCAGAACCUGUGGAAAAUUUGGUAGAUGGAGAGAUAAACAAAACACAGCUAAAAAAUAAUAAGGAAAUACUAAAAGUAACAACAUCAAAUAAGGAGCGCUACGAUUGUUACCUACCAGAACUCAAGACGAAGGAGUCUGGUGACACGUCUGAGUAUGAUGGGCCUUCUCCGAUCAAUCUCCUAAAACCGUUGUUUGCGCAGAAGAUAUGCUCGUACAGGUUAGAGAGCUACUGGAGUUAUGAGGUCUGUCACGGACGGUACAUUAGGCAGUAUCAUGAAGAACGAGAAGGUAAACAAGUCAGGACCCAAGAGUAUUUCCUUGGCCACUGGAGCCUUGAGAAGCAAGGAAACCUAGAAAAGGAAAUACAGACGAUGCUUGAUAAUAAAGUCCCACCAAAGACUACCAAAGUUGAUGGCGUAAACUUGCCAUAUGUGGAAAUGUUGCUGGAAAAAGGUACAUUAUGCGACUUAAGUGGAAAACCUCGCAUCACAAGAGUUUUGUAUGUAUGCUACAUCCACGGCAAACAUGAAGUUUAUUCUUUCAAAGAAACAGCGACAUGUGAAUAUGAGAUUAUAAUCCUAUCUCCAUAUUUGUGCGCUCACCCUCAGUUCAAACCUAAGGAUGUUAGCGAAUUGAACAUUGACUGUUUACCGGUUGGAGAUUCACCAAAGAAACCAAGACGUAUGAUAAAUUUAGAGCUUCCAAACAUAGAGGUCAGCCAUGAAGCUUUUAAACUGAUAGACGAUGAUUUGGGAUCUAAGGAUGUUCUAGCAGUAUUGAAAGUUAAAAAAAUUGAGAAGGACGGCGAGACCACUCUCAAGUUUGAGUUGCACCCGAUGACGGAGGAUGAAGAAGGCGCGCAGGAUUCCCUCAAGAUCACUCAAGUUGAGGAAAAGUCUCAUCCGGUUGUGACAGACGACUCGCCUGUCAGAGCGUUCCUGAAUGGAGAGAACUGUCUUAAUGGGGGCACGGGAUGGUGGAAGUACGAAUUCUGUUACGGCAAACACGUAGAGCAGUACCACAUUGACCGCUCUGGUGAGAAGACUUCUUUGUUACUGGGCAAGUUCGACGAGCAAGCGCACCUCGACUGGAUCAAGGAGAACAAGGGAAAAGCGCCCAAACCUGUCGAACAACGCGCAUCAGUGUCUCACUUCUAUUCCAACGGCGACAUAUGCGACAAGACCGGCAAGCCUCGCCAGACCGAAGUUAAACUCAAGUGCCUGGAGAACUCCUCAAGCCCCGCCCAGGUAUCCCUAUAUCUCCUAGAGCCUAGGACCUGCCACUACAUCCUAGGGGUCGAAUCGUCCCUUAUCUGCGAUAUUCUGCCCCUAGCCGACGAGAACGGGCUAAUAAAGUCUCCCAUCACAAACGUGACGAAAGAUGACGCUGUAGUGGAGAAUGAGAUUGACGAUGACGGUGAUGGGAAAGACGACAUAGUCCCUAAAUUCGGCAAUGAUUAGUCAUUAGUUAGUGUGCAAUAAAGUGGUUGUUUAGUUA